Molecule: messenger RNA, 1308 nt
Organism: Pieris macdunnoughi
Lineage: Eukaryota; Metazoa; Arthropoda; Insecta; Lepidoptera; Pieridae
Source: the annotation of a GenBank genome assembly
AUGGAUGAUGAAGAUGAGGUUUCCAAGAGUCUAUACGAAGGUGGACAUUGGGUAUGGAAUGAGGAGGCAGAGGAAUUAGAAUUUAUUAGCGAUUUGAGGGUGGUAGAAGAAAGCUUAGAACUGUUACCGACUUCUGUAGCCAAUGUGGAAUUCAAAGAUGACAUCGAUUUAUUGGAACAGCAAAAAUUCCGAAAAUAUCUACAAAGAAAAACAGAAGAAAUCGAUUUCGUUACGCUUCAGGAUGUAAAAGACGUUGUACUAUUCACUGCACCACUAGCAGUAAUGUCUUCAUCCCUGAUUAAAAUACUGCAUCAUUGCACAACGGAACGAUUCUUGAGGGCAUUGACCUUAUACACCCAGUAUUAUUUACAGAUUUCAGAAGAAAUGAGUCAUCGUACGUUGGAAUUAGAAACGAAAAUUCGGACUGAGAACAGCGAUAAAAUCGAAAUGAAAUACCGAGAAGACCUAGAAGAUUUACGGCUUUUAGUCGCAAAGGAAUAUUGCAUCAUUAUUUUAGGUGAAGGAAGCCUAGCGAAGUAUCACCACAUGGGCGUGGCUAAAACAGGUUCACUGUCAAAAAAGGAUGCAGUCUUAUUUGAGACACUUGUAAAGUUUUCUAUACAAAUAGUCUGGAUCGCCCUCGGGAGGGUUUGCUACAAUCAAAUUGAGGUGGAGAUAAAUCGCCUAUUCAAGUCGGAAAUAUUUAAUUCAGCGGAACAUAAACUUAAUAUUAAUUAUUACAAACACAUUAAUGAGAGGGAACGAUGCGUUUUACUAGGUCAUUGUGUGAAUCAAGGUCAAAAAUUGACGACGCGGUCGCCAUUACAGAAUGAGGUGUUUUGCCCACGUUAUAUCGAUUUCCGGCAAUUUGGAAUUGGAACUAUUAAAUAUCCUGGAUUAAGCAACCGUCUUCGUCUCCUUGAAAUAUAUUUGACGCAACCAGAACAAAAUUUCGAAGAGUUGCGUCUUUCCAUCGGUAUUUUAGGAUUACCGAGAUCAAAGUUUGAUAUAAUGUUGCGAGAAAUAAAAUCAACUUUAGCCUCUGCAGCAAGUUCUAGCUCAGGUGUUGCCCGAAACUCUAUGGCUCGCAGGGCAUCAAGACAAUCAAGAACUUCGCGAAAAAGUAUUGGCUCUGUCCGUCCCGAAAAAUUAUAUCCGGACAUAUAUCUUCCUGAACAGACUGAAAUUACUAUGGAAUACGACACGUUUCCGGAAGGAGAAAAACCUAAUGUAGUGUGUCACAGAUUUCAACGUGCGAAAUGGUUGAGGUUUGCCGCAGCACGUAGAAAAAAUAAACAUAAAAAAUGA